Lactuca saligna is the source of this 1353-nucleotide messenger RNA. The record is from the annotation of a GenBank genome assembly. Lineage: Eukaryota; Viridiplantae; Streptophyta; Magnoliopsida; Asterales; Asteraceae.
AUGCCUGGUUUCAUAUUGGAUUUGGAUCCAAUUGUUGUCCCAUGGAUGCUGCUACCCAAGCCUUUCAUUUUAAAGGCACAUCAUAACAGGGCACACCAAGGUGAUUCUUACGUGGCACUUGAAAGGACAGAUGAGUCAUUGGUGGAGGGAGGUCAUCAUGGCUCCCAUGAUCAUGAAGAAGAGUUUGAGUUCAACGAAGUGUUAAGGUUCGAGAAGCUGGGACAGAUUGGGGGUGGGGGUGGUUGUAAAUGUGGUGAAAAUGUCGGCCCACCACUAAGGUCUAGCAAUUCUGCUUUACUUGCCCUAGCUGCUCAUGCUACUGAUCCUGAUGAAGCUGAGAGACUGAAAUCCCUUGCAUCUCGUGCUGGAAAGGAUGAAUAUGCUCAGUGGAUAGUGUCAAGCCAAAGAAGACUUCUUGAAGUCAUGGAGGCUUUCCCUUCAGCUAAACCUCCACUUGGUGUUUUCUUUGCAUCUGUUGCCCCUCGCUUACAUCCCAGAUACUACUCAAUUUCUUCCUCCCCUAAGAUUCAUGUUACUUGUGCAUUAGUGUAUGAGAAAACACCAUCAGGACGUGCCCACAAAGGAGUUUGUUCCACCUGGAUGAAGAAUGCAGUGCCAAUGACAGAAAGUGAAGAUUGUAGUUGGGCACCUAUUUUUCUUAGAACAUCAAAUUUCAGACUUCCAUCUGAUCCUAAAAUCCCAAUUAUUAUGAUUGGUCCAGGAACCGGAUUGGCUCCUUUUAGGGGUUUCCUUCAAGAAAGAUUAGCCCUAAAGGAAUCCAGAUCCCAACUUGGAUCAUCGGUUUUAUUUUUCGGAUGCAGAAAUCGCAAAGUAAGUUCUGAUUUUGUAUCCAAAGUUGUUGAUAUAGCCGUGAAAGAACUCAUUGUAGUUGCCACUAACAGAGAAGGGGCUACAAAAGGUGCUAGAGUUAGUGAUGAAAGACAAGGUUCAGAUUCAAAAAGUGUUGUAGAGCUAACAAAUGGUUCUUCAGAGAAUACUAAAGAGAAAAUCUUGCAAAGGAUAUUUUUUUUUUUGUUUUGCAGAGGAUACCCCUCACAUUUUCCCAAAUCACCCCUUCCUCUACAAUGUUUUUCUAAUUCUUUGUAUUUUAUGCAUCAGCUAAAGUUGAUGGAAGAAAGGAAUAUGAAGCCACUUGAUUCAAAUCUUGCAGCAUUAUCAGCAAGAUGCAGUAAAGACUUGGAGUUGAAUUUGGCUAAGUCAUUCUUGAGUGAGAUGGGCCAAUGUACAACUGUUUAUCCAUAUAAUCAGCUCCUUGGAGCAUUAGUCUUAAAUAAUUAUGAAAGGCAAGAUGCAACUUUACUUAGUUGGAAUUUGAUGUACAGAGUAGAUUAG